AUGAAAAUGAGGAGGGAGAAGAUGUUGUUGCCAUUAUGUCGUGAGGAUGAAUGGUGGGAGUUUGAACUGAAUGGAGAUGACUCUAAUCCCCAUAUUGCUUUGCUUCCUUUGCGCCCUGAAGUCCGAGCCAAGUUCAAUGAGACAGCUGCAUGGGAGUAUGCAUUAAGCAUGAAUGGCCAACCUUAUGGAUACCAUAACUUGGUAUUUAGCUGGAUAGACACUAUCAGUGACAACUUUCCACCUCCACUUGAUGCUCAUCUGGUAGCUUCUGUUAUGACAAUUUGGAGUCAGAUGCAACCUGCAUAUGCAACAAACAUGUGGAAUGAAGCCUUGAACAAGCGACUUGGAACUGAGGGGCUUGAUUUGCCAGCGAUUAUCGUAGAAUCCAAAAAGCGUGGUUCAUCCUUUGCGGAUUUGUUAACCAUUCCAGAACAAGAUGACUGGUUAUACUCCGAUGGGAAGUGUACAUCUUGUGUGGCUUUCAUUCUUGAAAUGUAUAAAGAAGCAGGAUUCUUUAAUCCGUACGCCAACCAAAUACAAGUCACUGAGUUCACGAUCAAAGAUGCUUACUCUCUCAAUUUCUUUGAGAACAAUGCUAGUCGUUUGCCAUCGUGGUGCAAUGAUGGGGAUGAUGUGAAGCUGCCCUUUUGCCAGAUCAAGGGGACGUACCGAAUGGAAUUACCAGGAUACAAUACCAUGGCUCCUUAUCCCCACAUGAACUAA
This is a messenger RNA of Linum trigynum, 723 nucleotides long. Lineage: Eukaryota; Viridiplantae; Streptophyta; Magnoliopsida; Malpighiales; Linaceae. The record is from the annotation of a GenBank genome assembly.